GAUGAACCAAAGUUCAUCGUGGAGCAUAUUGAGAACGAAGAGGAGGAUGUAGAAGAAAUCGUUCGCCAGGAGUCGAUUAGCAUUAACAUCCCCACGACAACUUAUGCCGGUACCUAUGCGCCCGCGUUUGCUAACGCCUCGCCAUCUCUCGCUAUGAUUGCACCCGUUCCAACGCCAUCUCCUCGACUCGAGUUCUGCUCCCCGAUGUUUUCAGAGUUCUCCGAGCGCACCAACCGACGCGCCCUUGUGGACCAUUUCUGCAAUGUUCUAUCCCAUCUCAUCGUGUUCCGGGAAGAGGGCGGAAAUCCUUUCCAGCAACUCGUUCUUCCCCUAUGCCACGAGAGCCAGCCUGUUAGCAAUGCUGUCUAUGCCCUUGCAAGCGCUCAUCUCGAAUAUCGCGGGGUUGAGAACGCCGAGAAGAGCGUUUUCUUCCACAACAAGGCCAUACAAGGUCUCGCACGGUUAAUCCAGAAGGGACCAGGCGCGAAUCGAAACGAACUACUGGCUGCUAUUAUGCUUCUAGUGUAUUACGAAGUGUUGGUUCAAAAAGGUCGAUCCAAUAUUGUCGAUGGUCAUCUCAAGGGUGCGAUGACUAUCAUGAGUAACAAUGGGACAGCCACCGACCCGACAGGCGUCUUUUUAGAGCGGGCAUUCCGAUUUUAUGAUGUGAUCGCAGCGCUGUCUUUCGGUACUGCUCCUCUUUCUAGUGCUCCAGGCACCAACUACCUGGCACCAUUUCCUCCUCUCGACUCUGGUGGUGCUACAUCUCCCCUCAAUAGCGUUGAUACGCUGCUUGGCAUGGCCACUUCUCUAUGGCCUAUUAUCCACCGACUCUCUAACCUUUUAGCCUUGAAAGACCAACUUGACGUUGCAGUUGCGAACGCAGAGGUUUCAAAGGUGGCAGUCCUCAGAACGGAAUUUGAGACGUCAGCAACAGCCAUCGAAACCGCUCUGGAAGAUUGGCACCCUGUGCUCCCCGAAAAUUCUGUCCUGAAUCAGAAUCCUGAGGAACUGAGUCCUGAACAGUCGACUGAAAGGAGCCGACUACAAAGCAUUCUCAGUAACGCCUUGUCCUACCGCCAUUCUGCUUUCGUCUAUCUUUACCGCACCAUAUAUAGCUACCCACGCCGACAUCCACUUGUACAACGUCAUGCGCACAUCAGUCUUAGUCAUUGUAUUGGAACUGUCAGCAAUACCGGUCCCAUGAGCGCCCUUCUCUGGCCAUUAUUUGUUGCGGCUUGCGAGGCCACUACUCUUUCUGACCGCGACCUGGCACGCCAGACAUUCAUUGCCAUCAACCGCCGGCAAGGGAUGACAAAUAUUGACCGUGCAUGGACUAUCGUUCAGGAAGUUUGGAGAAGAGCCGAUAAGACUGACAUGAUGCAACAACAAGAGGAGGCAAUGAUGAUGGGUGUUAGAAGUGGAGGUGAUCUCUGGCGAAGAGUCAGCGCAGAUAUGGGUGUGACUAUCGUUUUUGGAUAACGAGAAGAAGAAGAAGAAGAAGAAGAAGAAGACGUAUGACUGGAAUGACGGGAGCGGAUUGGCAAUACCCAUUCAGAAAUUAUACAGCUGGAAAUAUCUAAGGAGUUGAAAAGCGAUGGGAAGCGAAGCGGUAAUGCAUUCAUUAUUCAGGAAGGUUAGGAGCACUGCCCGGCGUUGAUUUGUUGGGGUUGGUAAUCUGCAAAUUGUUUUUGGGUCUGACUAUUUGAAGGUGUGAUCAACUAUCUUAUCUUUAUGUAUAUAUGAAGCGCUGGAGUUGUCUUUAUGAAUGAAUAUUGGAUUCACCCUGAA
Molecule: messenger RNA, 1791 nt
Organism: Fusarium graminearum PH-1
Lineage: Eukaryota; Fungi; Ascomycota; Sordariomycetes; Hypocreales; Nectriaceae
Exons: 3
Coding region: 154-1482 (442 amino acids)
Biological process (GO): positive regulation of transcription by RNA polymerase II
Cellular component (GO): nucleus
Molecular function (GO): transcription cis-regulatory region binding; DNA-binding transcription factor activity
Source: RefSeq, a predicted model, not a curated record